Molecule: messenger RNA, 1800 nt
Organism: Canis lupus familiaris (dog)
Lineage: Eukaryota; Metazoa; Chordata; Mammalia; Carnivora; Canidae
Gene: UCN2
Product: urocortin 2
Exons: 1
Coding region: 484-822 (112 amino acids)
Biological process (GO): hormone-mediated signaling pathway; adenylate cyclase-activating G protein-coupled receptor signaling pathway; digestion
Cellular component (GO): extracellular region
Molecular function (GO): hormone activity; corticotropin-releasing hormone receptor 2 binding
Source: RefSeq, a predicted model, not a curated record
CGCUUAACCCGCUGAGCCACCCAGGCGCCUCUCUACAUCCCUGUUUUUAUCAUGUAUCUGUGUCUGGGGUGGUUCCAGCCUCUUUUUCUUCCAGGCCCCUUUGUUUUGCUUUGCCUCCAUGUCCUCCCUCUCCUUUCUCUUCUUCUCCAUCUCCUCCCUAAGUGUAUCUCUGUCUCUGCAUCUAGAUCUAGAUCUUGCCGGGCUCUCUGUCUCUCAUUCUCUUUCUCACUCUUUGUCUCCCGGCCACUGCUGUGUCUAGUGCUGUCUUGAUUUUCCCAAUCUCACUCUGGCUAAGUCUUGUCCCUUCAUCUCUGUCUCUUCUAUCUCUCUCCAACCCUUGCCUGGCCUCUCUAAUCUUGCUUUCUGUUUUUCCCUCUGUCUCCCAUUCUGUCUGUCUGGUUUCCCCAUCUGUCUCUGUCUGCUGCUGUGGCUGCUCAGAACCCCCGCCCUGAGCCUCUUUUCUCCUUGCAGCCUAACCACGUGAUGACCAGGUGGGCUUUGCUGGUGCUGAUGGUCCUGACAUCGGGCAGAGCCCUGCUGGUCACUGGGACCCCUAGCCCAGCCUUCCAGCUCCUCCCUCAGAACCCUCCCCAGGCUACUCCCUGUCCUGUGACCUCGGAGAGCACUACAGCCACCACCACAGGCCCCUCCACUGCUUGGGGCCACCCCAGCCCUGGCCCUCGCUCGGGCCCCCGCAUCAUCCUCUCGCUGGAUGUCCCCAUUGGCCUCCUACAGAUCUUAUUGGAGCAGGCCCGGGCCAGAGCUUCGAGGGAGCAGGCCACCACCAACGCUCGCAUCCUGGCCCAGGUUGGCCGCCGCUGAGCCUGGGGGCAGGAGUCACAAUAACGGGGCCAUCCUGGAUCAGGAGACCUGGAAGCCCUGCAGUAGAGCAGGACAGCAUUACAUCUGGGCAUGGUGCGCCUGGCUACCUCCCUAUGGGGUCACUGCCAGCUGGUGUCAUAUCACAGCUGAGUGCCUCACAGAGCCCCAUUGUAUCUAGACAGCCUGGACAUUGCCAUAUUGGGUGGCUGCCAAGUGGAGUCUUGCCAUGCCUGGAGCCCCACAGACUUACAAUAUGUCUGGACAGUUUGGACACUACCGUGGAAUGUCAGUACUGUGUGGAGUCUUGCCAUGUCUGGGUGCCCCACAGUUGAAGAGCAUCCGGACACUGCCAGUGUGGUAAUUCUUGUGCCACUUUUGGGAAUCUCAUCAACACAGGAGCUCAACAUUGCAUCUGAGGCUAGUCCACCUAAGGCCAGGCCCGUGGGUCUGCCCUGCCCCACACAGGUCACCACAUAGGAAGUGCAGGCUGAGGGUCAUAUGCAUGUUUUGUGCUCCACAAGGCAGCACCUGCCUCAGAUGAGUGGGGUCACCAGGGGCAUCUCUCUAGGCGUGUAGAGCCGUAGGUGAGAAAUCUGUAGCUGUGGCAGCCUUGUUGUAGGUGUAUGCAUGCAGGAGUGGCUGUGUCUCUGUGUAUCUGAUAGUUGUGAGUCUGUGUGGGCAAGGUGAGGGCAUGUGAGGGAGCUGUGAGGAACAGAUGCUUAUCCCCCAGACCAGCAUGAAGCAUGCCCAAUGCACAGCCAGGCACUGUCCACACGCCUGCACACCCAGCUGUGGCCCUUGGACACAUGUGGCUCCAGCUGCUGGGGCUCAACCCAGCUCUGCUCGUCCUUCAUCAAAUUGUCUGCAGCAAACGUGUUCACCUUUCCAAGCCUUGGCUUUCUCCUUGGUAGGGCAGAGCCAUGACCAGGCUUCUUGUGAGCACCAAGUGACAUGUACAUGAAGGUUCUGGCAUGUAGG